Messenger RNA from Doryrhamphus excisus (bluestripe pipefish), 1661 nucleotides. RefSeq names its product ADP-ribosylation factor 1-like. NCBI's taxonomy places the organism in Eukaryota, Metazoa, Chordata, Actinopteri, Syngnathiformes, Syngnathidae. Gene Ontology annotation, molecular function: GTPase activity; GTP binding. The record is from RefSeq and is a predicted model, not a curated record.
AAAUAACAUAAACACAGAGCAUGAACCCGGAAGAAGAGCGAUAUAUCAGACGUGUCAAAUGCUCGCCAUUUACAGGAGGAAGGAAACGCCUUAAACACCUGUGAGGAGACGCUGUUUUUUUUCCCCCCAAACCAAAGUUUCCAUCACCAGCAGCCAUGGGGAAUAUAUUUGCGGGCCUCUUCAAAAUGUUUGGAAAGAAGGAGAUGAGGAUCCUCAUGGUGGGUCUGGAUGCUGCUGGCAAAACGACCAUCUUAUACAAGCUCAAACUAGGAGAGAUUGUAACCACUAUUCCCACAAUAGGUUUUAAUGUAGAGACAGUUGAGUACAAGAACAUCAGCUUUACAGUUUGGGACGUCGGGGGUCAGGAUAAGAUUCGCCCACUGUGGCGUCACUACUUCCAGAACACACAAGGUCUCAUCUUUGUCGUGGACAGCAACGACCGAGAGCGAUGCAACGAGGCUCGUGAAGAGCUCAUGAGAAUGUUAGCAGAAGACGAACUGCGUGGCGCUCUGCUAUUAGUCUUUGCAAAUAAGCAAGACCUCCCUAAUGCCAUGAGUGCAGCUGAAAUCACAGAGGCGCUGGGCCUUCACUCCCUGCAUGGCAGGCAGUGGUACAUCCAGGCCACAUGUGCCACCACUGGCGAUGGUCUCUAUGAAGGACUGGAGUGGUUGUCUAGUCAACUCAAGAACACCUAAAAUUCAUCCCUUCCCCUCCCAUACCCAUCCUACAUUCUGCCUUUCCUCCCCUCUCAUGUGGGCUGUUGUUACAACAAACGUAUGGGCCAACAGUGGAAAUAAUUUAACCAUGAUGGUGUGUAAAGCACACCUUUUAUGGAAAUAUCAAAUAAUUUAAUAGGGCAGCUUUACUUAGUGUGUUUCUAUUGGGGUUUCACUUUCUGGUUGUUGGGCAGUACAAAUAGAAGUGCGUAAUAAAAACUGAGCACAUACACUACUCGAAAAAGUAAUGGUGAAAAAAUAUAUACUUUUAAAACAACUUGUUCCAUAACAAGAACAUUCACAACAGGCAACAUUUUCUGUGACAUGACCACUUUCCUCUGAGAGCCCACCUCAUUUGUUAAGUGUCAUCUUGGUCUCGGGAUGAAGAGAACUAUCUAAAUACCAAUUCUACAAAAAUUCACCAAAAAAAAGAUGCACUUCUGGCAGUACUAACCUUCCUAUUUGGUAAUCACUGGUAUUGACUUUCUAGGAUGUUUUAUGCAACAUAUGCCUUAAGAUCUACCUGCUUCUCUGGUUCAAUGGAGCUUUUUCUUUUUGUAUUGUAAAGUCUCAGGGAUGCGGUUUGCCUUAAAGUGUGUUCACUUUUAACUUUUUUUAAAAAAUGCUCUAUAACACUUAUACUACACUCACUCUUAUUGCAAGUUGUAUAUGUUGUGUAAGGCGAUAUAUUAUUGUUGUUGUCCCCGCUAAUCGGGGGAGACUAUAUACAGCAAAAUGCAUAUGCCUUCUUAUCCAUGCAACCUGUCCUAUGACAUGUUACAUGUCUCAUGUUAGCACUGCUCUGACUAUACCUGGAGGUGGGUUUGUUUUGUCAUAUAUAUAUAUACUGUUUGAGUAAAAAAAAUGUAAUUAAAGUGACUGGACACCAUUGUUUCUGAAAUAUAUUUUUCUUUUGUGUGAUUAUGCAAUAAAACAACAAAUUCA